Molecule: messenger RNA, 828 nt
Organism: Dacryopinax primogenitus
Lineage: Eukaryota; Fungi; Basidiomycota; Dacrymycetes; Dacrymycetales; Dacrymycetaceae
Exons: 6
Coding region: 1-828 (275 amino acids)
Source: RefSeq, a predicted model, not a curated record
AUGGCCCCUGCUGCUCCAACUGGCAAUGCCCUUGCCAAAUACUUCGGGAAAUUGACCAUGGCCCAACAUUUGAUCCUUGCUGAACUUGUUGCUCAAGCUAUCAAUGGGCAAAAUGACCCUUCGGCACCCAGGGGGUUCAAUGAGCUGCAUGUCAACAUCAAGGCACUCUCUGCUGUCAUCAACAAUUUUCUGAACCCCUCUGUCUCGGAGCUCCAGACAGUCACUCACAAGCUGGAGUUGAAAAGAGCAGUAUUGAAAGUAAUCACUGACCAAAUCAGCAAGUUGGAACAUGAAAGACCCGCUGCCCCUUCUUCACACAAGAGACAUGUGGUCAUGGAGAGCUCAGAGGAUGCUGGUAUUGCUGAGGAAGAGCUUUUAGCAAGGAAAAAGGCAAAGAAGGAGCUAUCUCCAGAGCAGGAGCAGACUAAGAUCAAGAACAAGUUGCAUGACCUUAUAGGAUAUACAGCCAAAGGGGAUGUACCCAGCAAAGGUCAUGAACUUCUUCAUCCUCCUGGCAAAGCAUAUCUUGUUCCCGACUGGUCUCUCGGCAUCAAUGAGGGUUCCAAUGCUGAGAUAGUCAAUCAGGUCAUCAAUCUAGUUCUUCAAGAUCAUCAGCGCUGGUGCUGGAUAAUGGCAGGGGCAAAUAUAUGGGUGACAGAGAAGGGCAUGGAGGACCCUGACACCUUCUCCAAAGAGAUCAUCAAGCUCAUUUGGGUCGGCAAAGAGCGCUCCGUAGUUGAUCAAAAUGGCAAAGUAGACAAGCACUGGUGGAAGUCCAUGUGUGCCAGCAGAGCACUCAGCAAUGUGCAGAAGAAAAAACUGGGCUAG